This is a messenger RNA of Mucor mucedo, 516 nucleotides long. RefSeq lists its product as uncharacterized. Gene Ontology annotation, molecular function: calcium ion binding. Gene Ontology annotation, cellular component: extracellular exosome; endoplasmic reticulum-Golgi intermediate compartment. Bases 1 to 516 code for a protein of 171 amino acids. NCBI's taxonomy places the organism in Eukaryota, Fungi, Mucoromycota, Mucoromycetes, Mucorales, Mucoraceae. The record is from RefSeq and is a predicted model, not a curated record. The transcript is spliced from 4 exons.
AUGAAGUUAUUCGUUGUAUUAUUUUCAUUAAUGGCUGUAGUCUUGUGUGAAUUACAAGGCGAGUUUGAACUCCAACACAUGCAUGACGACCAUCAUAUUGAAGUGACGGAUGAGGUCACUUUCUUCAAAAUACAUGAUCUGGAUGGAGACGGUUUUUGGGAUGAACAAGAGUUAAAAUCCAUGUACGGUCUGGAGCGUAGUAUCGACCCCAACGCACAACAUAUUAAAGUCAUCAUUGAUCGCGUCUACAAGGAUAUGGAUAUGAAUAAGGAUCGCUAUAUUUCUAUGGAUGAAUACAUCACGAGUAAAUUACCAAUCCUGACCCAACUGGAUAAAGAAAGAGAGCAUCGAUGGAAACAAGAGGAAAUGGAUAAACACGUUGAUAAAUCAUUUGUGAAUAUUUCUCCAGGAUUGUUUAGACAAGAAGGAGCAAAUUACUUGGUGCUUUGGGAUAAAGAAAAUAACAAAAACCUCGAAAGGGAAACACAAGAGAAUAACAAAGAAACAGAGACCUGA